GUUAUAACUUUGGUCUUAAUUAUUUAAUCUUCUUUUAUAUUUGUCAGUUGUUUCCACGUUCGAGUGAUUGUCAUGGAGCCCUUUGCAGACGUGAGUUGCAUAUUGAAAGUGGAUGUUCAUUGCGAUGCGUGCAAGAUGAAGAUGGUGGAAGUGUUAAGCUCCGUAUGCGGUGUGUAUGCAUUGACAAUAAAUGCAGAAAAAGGAGAAGUAAAUGUAUGUGGAGAAGUUGAUCCCAACUUAUUAGUGAAGGCACUAAAAGGAACAGGAAAACAUGCAGAAAUAGUACAUAUAAAGCUUAAGCAUCCUUCUCUUACUACUCCAACAACACAUUAUCGUCCUUAUAGUGGUUAUGGCCAUGGUUACCAUGGCCUUGGCUACGGUUACGGUUAUGGCCAUAGCCACGGCUAUGGUUAUAGUCGUGGUCAUGACUACUAUAACACAAUGCCAAUGAGUCCAUACAAUUAUUCAAUGAGAAGAUCCAUGAUAAUGGAGCAACCUCACUACUACGGUCAUCAUGCUUCUUCAUAUCCUAGGUAUCGGCCAUUUUUCUACUAAUUAUUUUAUCAAGGGAUAUGCUGGAAUGAAUUAAUUUCGAGAGUAAUAAUAAGAGUGUGAUCAACAUUAAUUAAGGGUAAAGGAUAUUUUUAUAGCCUAUCCCAAAUAACAUUUUACAGUAUGAUUCACGACCGUUAUUUACCUAUUAUGUUUAAUUACGUUUGUAACUAUGGAAAUUGAUGUACUCGAUAUCAGAUUCUUUAAGAAGAGUAACACCUUGGACCUGUCUUGACCAA
This is a messenger RNA of Solanum pennellii, 791 nucleotides long. RefSeq lists its product as uncharacterized. Gene Ontology annotation, molecular function: metal ion binding. The transcript is spliced from 4 exons. The coding region runs from base 73 to 555 and encodes 160 amino acids. The record is from RefSeq and is a predicted model, not a curated record. Lineage: Eukaryota; Viridiplantae; Streptophyta; Magnoliopsida; Solanales; Solanaceae.